Messenger RNA from Gaeumannomyces tritici R3-111a-1, 1371 nucleotides. RefSeq lists its product as hypothetical. NCBI's taxonomy places the organism in Eukaryota, Fungi, Ascomycota, Sordariomycetes, Magnaporthales, Magnaporthaceae. The transcript is spliced from 2 exons. The coding region runs from base 1 to 1371 and encodes 456 amino acids. The record is from RefSeq and is a predicted model, not a curated record.
AUGGCUUUGCUCACUUCCACUUUAACCUGGAGCAGGACCUUCGCCUCCAGGCUUCUACUUCUAACCGGCUCUAGGACUUGGGAAAAAUCUAAGACCAAGCGCACUCGCCAGAAGCAGGAUCUAGGUCAGACAGAUGCGCUCCUUAGCGCCGAAGAAAAUGUUGCCGUCGUUCAUAUUAACGCUCCAAAGAUCGAGAACCGAAAGGUUCCGACGCAUAUCGCCAUCCUUCAGGAUAGCGUCUACCACUUGGGCAUCUCUCCCAUCUCCCGCCCCGUCGUGUCGACCUAUGUCCCCACGGCCAUCAACAUGUUCACUAUGCUGUACUACACGAGUGACCAGUUGGCAGAGAAUCCCCAUCUGCAUGAACGUCUGCCAGAGUUCUUCUCCCCGGCCCUCAACCUAUAUUACUCGCACGCGGUGUACUUCCAGAUCCUGCGCGCUCGUGCAGCCGCUGGUUCCGUUGUGCUCACUCGUACUGAGAAGCGAAUCAUAAUUAACUACGAACGCAUUGCACCCACUGAGUCCUGGCCCAUCGCCGUUCCCCUGAUCGGAUUCGUGGCCUUGGGAGCUUAUAGGCCUAGUGACCCCUACUACUCCUCCUGGGUCGUCCCGACCUUCCCUGACCUCUCCAAGUUUGGCGAAGGCAACGGCCUCAAGGACCUCCAUCCUGUGACUAGAAUGCUGCGCCUCCCGCUCGUCCCGGCCUAUCAGAAGCUGGGUUACAUGUACGCCAAUAGUCUCACAUGUUACCACGAUGGCGCCCUCACCCCAUCCAGCGACCAGCCUUUCGUCGGAAUCCACCCCAAUGCCGACGUCGACGCGGUCCAUUGUCUCACUCUCAACACCUGUUGGAACCUGCCCUCAGAGGCUAGCCAAGAUUAUGCCAAUAUCAAGACCACGGUCAAGCAGAAGCGCCUUCGCCGCCAGGGAAUCCCUGAUGUACCAAAUAACAAUACCUUGAAAACGACUGAACGUUUCCUCGGCUUCGACUCCGGCACAUCCUUUGACUGGAUGAAGCAUUGCUUAUUAUGGCAAGGGUUACGAACCAGCUUUGCCCUGAUUCGACCAACCUCGCCGCCAUCCCACCCACCACGACUCUGGGUUGAUCUCACCGUUGAUUUCUAUGGCUUCUCGAAAACAGACAGAGGCAUGGCCGAUGCCAAACUGGGAGUCGCUACGGCGACCAAUGCUGAGUUCAGCGAUGGCUACUUCCCCAAAGGUGUGUCGAACGCCAACUCUUCCCGGUCUGGCCCGUUCUUUGCCGCCCCCUUCCUGAGUGAAGGAGCAGACGAAGCCGACUUGGCUCGCAGCUACCCAAUUUCGCCUUCGAAGAACUUCGACCACACCGUUUAUAAAUCCGUUAUUCAUUAA